Messenger RNA from Cucumis melo (muskmelon), 1545 nucleotides. Its product is annotated as RNA-binding KH domain-containing protein PEPPER-like. Gene Ontology annotation, cellular component: cytoplasm; nucleus. Lineage: Eukaryota; Viridiplantae; Streptophyta; Magnoliopsida; Cucurbitales; Cucurbitaceae. Gene Ontology annotation, biological process: regulation of gene expression. The record is from RefSeq and is a predicted model, not a curated record. Gene Ontology annotation, molecular function: mRNA binding. The transcript is spliced from 9 exons. Bases 165 to 1235 code for a protein of 356 amino acids.
AAACUAAAACUAACCCUUUCUUCUGGCUCUCUUCUCCUCCUCCUCUCUUUUACCUCGGGUUUCUUCUCUAUGGUAUCAUCAACUAUACUCAUUUCUCUUCUCCAUUCAAACCUUCGCACUCGGCCCAUCUUCCAUAUCUCACUGCCCUGAAGACUCCUCCUAAUAUGCAACCAGGUGAUAUUCCUCUAUAUCCUUCCAUGCCCGCCAUGGCUCCUCUUCCUGUUUCCAUGCCCUUACCCGGUACUCUCUUGGUUUCCGAGCCCGGACAUACCGUCACCGGGAAACGCCGACGAGAGGAUGACCUGAUCGUUUCCAAUUCGGAUGCCUCGGAUGUAUCGGCUCCUAAAAGACAAGCGAAGGCCCACGACGUGCUUUUCAGAAUCGUUGUGCCCUCCAAGCAGAUCGGGAAGGUUAUCGGUAAAGUUGGUUGUCGAAUUCAGAAGGUUCGUGAGGAUACCAAAGCUACGAUUAAGAUUGCGGAUGCAGUCGCGCGGUAUGAAGAACGUGUUAUCAUUAUAAGUUCAAAGGACAAUGAGAAUUCGGUUACUGAUGCGGAGAAAGCACUUCAGCAGAUUGCAGCACUGAUAUUGAAGGAAGAUGGUUCGAGCAUUGAGGAACUAAAAGUUGGAACAGGGCAUGUGGCUGCCAAUACUAUAAGGCUCCUAAUAGCAGGAUCUCAAGCAGGUUCCUUGAUUGGUGCCUCAGGUCAAAAUAUUGAGAAAUUGAGGAAUUCUUCUGGUGCAUCAAUUACGAUCCUUGCCCCAAAUCAAUUACCUCUUUGUGCAUCUGCUCACGAAUCUGAUCGGGUGGUGCAAAUAUCAGGGGAUAUUCUGGCAGUUUUGAAGGCUCUUGAGGAGAUAGGCAAUCAGCUAAGGGUAAAUCCACCUCGGCAAGUCAUUUCAGUUAGCCCAACGUAUAAUUAUAAUACAAUGCAUCCGCCACAGUCAUAUAUGGAUCCAACCUCAGUUAAUUAUGUAACCUUCGAGAUGUUGAUAUCGGAGACAUUGGUGGGUGGGUUGAUUGGGAUUGGUGGCUUCAACAUAUCAAGAAUCAGAAAUGAAUCUGGGGCUACUAUCAAGGUUUGUGGUGGCAGAGGUGAACAAAAUUAUAGGCAAAUACAAUUUGGCGGAAGUGCUGAACAGGUAGCGUUGGCAAAACAAAGGGUUGAUGAAUAUAUUUAUUCUCAGGUGAUCCGACAAGCUGGUGUUCAACAGACAGCUCUGCAGAUGUGGUAAAUCUCAUACAGAAAGAGAGUUGUUUUGAUUGUAAUGGCAAACAUCUCCAUGGGAAGCUCUGAAGGACAGCUCCUACAAACUUCAAUCUGAUGAAUGCAUGGAUACUGAUGACGAGUAUUACUACACUUGAUGAAGUGCCGCAGGAUUUUGGAAUAAUGGCUUCCUGUUUCUUCUUUAUUUUAAUUUCUUUUUCUUUUUUAAAUGUGACAUAUUGUAAUUGUGGCAAAAGAGUUGUCUGAAUAUUUUCUAUAUUAACAACUUAAAGAGUUUCUAUAGCUAUUAAAGGCUACUAGGAAAAGUUUGGCUUCCA